AAGUGCGGGCCCAUCUGCAGUUGGACAUCAUUCAGCUUGAGCGUCUUGCGACAAAAGCUUGCCAAAGCAAAUCCAACAAACUUUCAAAGACCAGUCAACAAAUCAACAACAAUGAAACUCUUCGUCUUCGCUCUGUGCGCCAUCGCCUCGGCCUCCGCCGAUGUUUCCCACCUUAACCUGGGCAGUGGUUACAGCUACAACAAGCCCACGCCGUCCUUCAACAUCCCCUCAGCUCCAGCUCCGGCUUAUCUGCCACCCGCCCAGGAGGUGAUCUCCGCGCCUGCUCCAGCUCCUGUGUACUCUGCUCCUGCUUACUCCGCACCAGCCCCAGCACCAGUCUACUCCGCUCCGGCACCCGCACCAGUCUACUCUGCUCCGGCAGCCGCACCCGUUUCGGAGUACCUGCCUCCUGUUCAGGACAUCCCAGCUCCCGCCCCUGUUUACUCUGCUCCUGCGCCAGCUCCGGUCUUCUCUGCUCCUGCUCCAGCUCCGGUCUACUCUGCUCCUGCGCCAGCUCCAGUCUACUCCGCUCCUGCGCCAGCUCCUGAGUACUUGCCUCCCGUACAGGACAUUCCGGCUCCCGUUUACUCCGCUCCUGCGCCUGCUCCUGUUUACUCCGCUCCAGCACCAGUCUACUCUGCUCCGGCAGCCGCACCCGUUUCGGAGUACCUGCCUCCUGUUCAGGACAUCCCAGCUCCCGCCCCUGUUUACUCUGCUCCUGCUACAGCUCCGGUCUUCUCUGCUCCUGCUCCAGCUCCGGUCUACUCUGCUCCUGCGCCAGCUCCGGAGUACCUGCCUCCCGUCCAGGACAUUCCGGCUCCUGCGCCAGCUCCAGUGUACUCUGCUCCUGCGCCCGCUCCAGUUUACUCUGCUCCUGCGCCCGCUCCAGUUUACUCUGCUCCUGCGCCCGCUCCAAUUUACUCUGCUCCUGCUCCAGUUUACUCUGCCCCAGCUCCAGCUCCCGUGGAGUCGGGCUACCAGUACAACGUGCCUGCCAAGCGUUUCCGCUUCUAAAUGGGCAUCAGGUGGACCCCACAGAGCGCCACAGCCAUUUGCGUGGUGACAGCUUGUUAAAUUAACAAGUGCCGUCGCCCAUUGUUGUUGAAUAUUUGUUGUUACGCAAAGUUCCGUUGAGAUUUUAGCUAAUAAAAAAAUUAUAAAACCAAA
Drosophila erecta is the source of this 1167-nucleotide messenger RNA. Its product is annotated as extensin. Lineage: Eukaryota; Metazoa; Arthropoda; Insecta; Diptera; Drosophilidae. Gene Ontology annotation, biological process: positive regulation of transcription by RNA polymerase II. The transcript is spliced from 2 exons. Gene Ontology annotation, molecular function: transcription coactivator activity. The record is from RefSeq and is a predicted model, not a curated record. The annotation marks the transcript as partial. Gene Ontology annotation, cellular component: RNA polymerase II transcription regulator complex.